AUGAACGACGAUGAGAAAUGGCGUAUUGAACAUGCGAAAUUGCAUGCGAAACAUAAAGGUCACGAGCAAAUGCACAUGGAAAUGUUUCUGAUUUUAAUUGUCACUCUUGUUGUGGCGCAGAUUGCACUCGUUCAGUGGAAAAAACGACAUUUCAAAUCAUAUCAGUUAUGUACUCUACUUGGGAUGUGGCUGAUACCGGUGUUUGUAUGCGUACAAAGAGAAUGGUGGCGUUUCUUGGUCACAUGGGUGUUAUAUUCGGUGUUCUCAACAUUCAUUUGGUUUAAGGCCACUAGACCACAAAUAUCGGGAACUACUCCUAGGUUUGUUUAUACAUGGUUUCUGUUCCUGCACAAACUGAGCUAUGUUCUGGGCAUUGGUGGUUAUCUUUUAAUAAUGUUCACACUUCUUGGUGUGAAUGUGAUAUUUGGAAUGCGUCCGAAUGUUACUAUGGAUGCUGGUUUAUUACUAUUGCAGUAUUAUACGCAAGAUGGAUUGCCAAAGAAAAUACUCGAAUCGGACGUGUGUGCAGUGUGUGGUAAUCGUUUGGAUAGCGAAGCUUACGAAGGAGGUGAAUCGGAAUCAACCUAUCGACUGACAUGUGGUCAUGUAUUUCAUGAGUUCUGUAUUCGAGGAUGGUGUGUAGUGGGUAAGCAACAGACGUGUCCGUAUUGUAAGGAGAAAGUCGACUUGAAACGAAUGUUCAAAAAUCCAUGGGAAAAACCACAUUUAUUCUUUGGGCAAUUAUUGGAUUGGAUACGAUAUUUAGUGGCUUGGCAACCACUGAUCGUGACGUUCGUUCAAGGAAUCAACAAGGUCAUUCUGAUACCUGAAAAUACCCUGACGUUCCAUAAGAACGAAGAGAUUGGAACUUAUCGAUCGAACUCAUACAGUAAGUUGCAGUUCUGA
Anisakis simplex (herring worm) is the source of this 906-nucleotide messenger RNA. Lineage: Eukaryota; Metazoa; Nematoda; Chromadorea; Rhabditida; Anisakidae. The record is from the annotation of a GenBank genome assembly.